AUGGGUUCAACAUUAGUGCUGACUGGACUGUUAGUGAUCAUUAGUUAUUUAAAACAAAUUCAAGCUAGAACAACGACAAAUCCGGCUCUAUUGUGUAAUAAUGUAUUUUGUGCAAAUGGUGGUGUGUGUAAUAUUGUUACAACAGCACAAGGUGUUUAUCAAGCGCAGUGCCAGUGUUUACUAGGAUUUGCUGGAGAUAAUUGUGAACUACAGGCGAUUGGUGCUACAGUUUAUGCUUAUUGUUCUUGUUUACCUGGUUUUUAUAGACCAAAUUGUGAUACACGUUAUUUUGCUUGUCCUUUUGUUGGUACGCAUGCUGAUACAAACUAUUGUCGUCUCGAAAAAUAUUUUACCUGUACAAGUAACGGAGCAGGCUUGACAUUAACUCAAAGUGUGUGUCCAAAAGGUUCAAAAUACAAUCCAAAUUUAUCUCGAUGUGAUCCGAGUUAUCAAUGUUAA
Messenger RNA from Didymodactylos carnosus, 459 nucleotides. NCBI's taxonomy places the organism in Eukaryota, Metazoa, Rotifera, Eurotatoria, Philodinida, Philodinidae. The record is from the annotation of a GenBank genome assembly.